AGUUGACAGUUGUUCAUCCAGUCGGCAGGGGCGGUAGAGUUUUUCUUGGCGCGGUUGAACCCGCUCGGCGGACCGCAGAGGAACAGCAAGAAUGCAGCGAGACAAAACCGGAAGCUCCGGCGGCGGGGAUAAGCCGGACAGAGAGACUGCCAUCAUGUCUAAAUACUAUGAUGGGGUCGAGUUUCCCUUCUGUGAUGAAUUCUCUAAAUAUGAGAAGCUGGCAAAGAUCGGCCAGGGCACCUUCGGGGAGGUGUUCAAAGCCAAACACAGACAGACGGGGAAGAAGGUGGCUCUGAAGAAAGUACUGAUGGAGAACGAGAAGGAAGGGUUCCCGAUCACAGCGCUGCGUGAGAUCAAAAUCUUACAGCUGCUCAAGCAUGAGAAUGUAGUGAACCUCAUUGAGAUCUGCAGAACAAAAGCCACCCAGUUUAAUCGUUAUAAGGGCAGCAUCUAUCUAGUCUUUGAUUUCUGUGAGCAUGACCUUGCCGGGCUGCUGAGCAACGCUAAUGUUAAAUUCACCCUGGCUGAGAUUAAGAAGGUGAUGCAGAUGCUGCUGAAUGGACUUUACUACAUACACAGAAACAAGAUUCUCCACAGAGACAUGAAGGCAGCCAAUGUUCUGAUCACCAGAGAUGGAGUUCUGAAGCUGGCUGAUUUCGGGUUGGCUAGAGCGUUCAGUUUGGCCAAGAACAGUCAGGGGAACCGAUACACAAACCGGGUCGUCACACUGUGGUACAGACCGCCUGAACUACUGCUGGGAGAGCGAGACUACGGGCCUCCUAUAGAUCUGUGGGGUGGAGGGUGUAUCAUGGCAGAGAUGUGGACCAGAAGCCCCAUCAUGCAGGGCAACACAGAACAACACCAGCUCACCCUUAUCAGCCAGCUGUGUGGCUCUAUUACACCAGAGGUUUGGCCUGAAGUAGAUAAGAAGUAUGAACUCUAUCAGAAGAUGGAGCUUCCUAAAGGCCAGAAGCGUAAGGUGAAGGACAGACUAAAGGCUUAUGUGAAAGAUCCGUACGCUCUGGACCUCAUAGACAAACUGCUGGUUCUGGAUCCGGCUCAGAGAAUAGACAGCGAUGACGCCCUCAACCAUGACUUCUUCUGGUCCGACCCCAUGCCCUCUGACCUCAAAAAUAUGCUGUCCACGCACAACACCUCCAUGUUUGAAUACCUGGCCCCUCCACGCAGAAGAGGUCACAUGCCCCAGCCGCCAACCAAUCAGAACAGAAACCCUGCCACCACCAGCCAAUCAGAGUUCGACAGGGUGUUUUGAUCAAAUGGUCACUGGCUUGGACAGACUGUGAUUGGUUGAGAAGGAGGGAGAGACUUCUGAUUGGGUGAAUAGGUGGAACUAUGAGUUGACUCACCUAAUCACAACAUUUCUAUGUAUUUCUUGAGUUGUCGUUCCUAAACAGUGUUGUGUUGAACAUCCACUGAGUAGGCUGACACAAUGUAGUUUUUCCACUUCUGUUGCAUUCAGACAAGUUCUGUCUUGGUUUCAAAAGAAUACUGAUUGAGAAUCAGCCUAGCCCAGUUGUACUGAUAUGAAUUGCUUAAUGAUUACUAACUGAGCUGAUUCGGGAACAACUUUCACACUAUGAGUGUAUUAAUGUGCUCUCAGUUAAUUGUUGGAGAAAAAAAAAGAACAGCUCAAAUUGUUUUGACUGAAAGGUGAACAUAGGCUGAUGUUAACAGGCUGAUGUUCAUGUGUACUUAGACUGUUCACAGGUUUCCAUUUUCAUGCACAAUUAGUCUAUUAUUGGAUUCAAGUAUCCUAAUAAGUUGAUUUUCGUUUAAAAAUACCUGAAGUGAAAGCAAGUUUACUUUGUCUCGGAGUCCCUUCGACAGUUAUUUAAACCCCUGGUCAUCCUUUUCAGAUUUUAUUGUUAAUUUACAUUUUUAAAAAUUAUUUUAUUUUGUAAGAUCAUGUGUUUGUGUUGGGUUGGAUUUAUUGUGUAUAAGUUACUUGUAAGUAUAAUGCACUAAUAAAAUCCACUUUCCCCAACCUUUCUGUUCUCCAAUUACUUUUGGAGAGGGCCCAACCCACUUCUAGAGUUUUCCUGCCCUUUUUUGGAGUUUUCCGCACCCAUUUGGAGAUCUCCGGGCUGUAGCUAUACCUACUUGAUUUUUAAGGCUCCACCGUGUAGUGUUCCUUCCUUUGUAUGCUACUUACCUUCGCUUUCAGGUCGGAAACAAAGUGAAAACAAAUAAAAAGUGUAUAAGCAGGAUUAAAUACAUCUGCAUUACUUUUACACAACCUAUGGUUCAAUAUCAAUGUGUAAUAUAUAAGAAAUUAUUUAUUUUGGUAAAGCAAACUGGGAAGGGUCAGUCAUUAGCUUUACAAUCAGUGACCGUAAGCUCUUUCACACAUAACAAAUUAAUAUUAUUGAAAUACAGCAAUGAAGUUUUUUUUUUUUUUUUUUUUUUUAAAUCUACUGCAGAGUUGCUCUCCACAAUCUUCAGGUCGACAUGACUCGUCCAAUGUCUCAACCCACCAACUCUGGUAUCUAGAAUUCUGAGUUUCAGAAUAGUAAAUUAGACUUUUUUUAUUUUUAUUUUGGUUAUUCAUGUGCUCGUAAUGAUAUUUGGUCUAUCUGAUUUACACAAAUACUGGUUUAUUUCAUAUUUCUUUAGAAAAUAUACUUUAUUUUGUAAAUUAAGAUUAUUGUUAUGUUGACACCUAUGAGAUGUUUCAAAUGUUAAUUGGCCUACUAACACAAGUGUAGAUUAAAUACUGUGUUUUAUGUUUUGUUAAAACAGAAUUUUUUUUAAAUGAAAAUUGUAGUACAGAGUAGAAUCAAAAUGAUGCCCAGCAAACAGUGGAUUGAUCAUCGUCAUUCAAACAAAUACAAGAAAAGGACACUAAUGGAAAAACAACAAAAAAACAAGAAGAGUCACAAACCAGUCGAUCAACAGACAAACACAGUGGCACUUGUUAGAUGGAACAGCAUGGUGUGUCUGUGACCAGAAUGUACGUUUUGUUGUUGUUUUUCACUAUAUUAAAGGGAUAGUUCACCCAAAAA
This is a messenger RNA of Myxocyprinus asiaticus (Chinese sucker), 3023 nucleotides long. RefSeq names its product cyclin-dependent kinase 9-like. The record is from RefSeq and is a predicted model, not a curated record. The transcript has 8 exons. Gene Ontology annotation, molecular function: ATP binding; cyclin-dependent protein serine/threonine kinase activity. Gene Ontology annotation, biological process: protein phosphorylation. Gene Ontology annotation, cellular component: nucleus. Lineage: Eukaryota; Metazoa; Chordata; Actinopteri; Cypriniformes; Catostomidae. The coding region runs from base 92 to 1273 and encodes 393 amino acids.